UUUAGUCAAAAGCCAAUUCGAGUGAAUUCUGAUCUAGUCUCCCUCCCUCUCUCUCUCUCUUGUUUCAUCGGGUCCUCCUGCUUUAUUGGAUCCUCCUUAAUUCUGAACCAAUCUCUCUCUCUCUCUCUCUCUCUCUCUCUCUCUCCUUCUUUCUAAUUCACAAUUAAUCUCUCUGCAACUACUACUUGCUGAAUCUGAAAACUAGGGGUUAUGGAUAUGGAUUCUUCUUCUUCUUCUUCAUCCGCUGCUGCUCUUGCUGAUGCUGAUGAUACAAAAAACUAAUUGUUUUGAAGCUGGAGAAAACAAACAAGCCCUUGUCAAAUUGGUAACUUGUCAGAGAUAUCCAUUCAAACAAGCACUUCAGCUGGUUUAGAGCAAACUUUGCCAUGGAUCUUUUAUCAUAAGGUUAUUGGAGUAACAAACUUUUUCCUUUUCGUGGAAGGGAAGGCUGCAUCCCCCAAAGUAUCUAAAAAAUCUGAUUGAGCUAAGACGGGCAUAUAAUUGCGAAAUAAUGCUUACUAAAGUAAAAAUCCCUUUGCCUGAUUUGAUGUUUUUGUCCUCCUGAAGCGUUUGUAACUUUGUGCACCUACCUAAUAGAGAUAUGGAGUUGAUUGCCUUCAUUCAAGUUUUCAACAUCAUCGUCAUCGCCAUCGGGACUCUAUUGUACAUAUGCUGCAGAUCAUUUUCUUCUUCGUCUCCUGCGGCUGAUUCUGAUGUAGCUGAUUCUACUGAUGUGCCGGAUGUUGAUGUUGUGGAUAUCGCUUCUUCUUCUUCAUCCACUGCUGCUCCUGCUGAUGCUGAUGAUACAAAAAAGUACGAUGUGUUUAUUAGUUUCAGAGGUGAGGACACCCGCCGUACUUUCACCAGCCACCUCCACGCUGCCUUACUUGAGAACAAAAUCACAACUUAUAUUGAUGACGAGCUUAAGAGAGGAGAUGAAAUCGCACCUGCCCUUCUGAAAGCAAUUAAGGAAUCAGAGCUUUCGGUGAUCGUUCUCUCGAAAGACUAUGCUUCCUCGACCUGGUGUUUGGAUGAGCUUGUGCAUAUCCUAGAAUGCAAGGAAAAACAUGGCCGGUUGGUUAUACCCAUUUUUUACGACACCCUUCCAUCGGAUGUACGAAAACAACAGGGGAGUUAUGAGGUUGCAUUUGCUGAACUUGAACAGCGUUUCAAGAACAGUAUCAACAAGGUGCGCAAGUGGAGGGAUGCUUUGACGAAUGCAGCAAAUCUAUCUGGGUUUGAUUCAAAAAAAUAUGGGACGGAUGCUGUUUUAGUUAAGAAAGUUGUUGAAUAUAUUUGGACCAAAUUGUGUCGCGCAUCAUCCUGCGAUUUAAAGGGCUUGUUUGGAAUUGAAAGCCGCAUCGAGCAGGUCGAAUCACUAUUAGGCAUUCAUUCAUCGGAUGCUUGCAUCACUGUCGGUAUUUGGGGCAUGGGUGGUAUUGGCAAGACCACCCUUGCCGAAACUGUAUUUCACAGGCUCUCUUCUAAAUUCGAAGCUUCUUGUUUUGUUAAGAAUGUCAGGGAGAACUCAGAAAAAGCAGAUGGACUAGAUCACUUGGAAAAAACACUUCUUAAGGAGAUAUUAAAGGAAGAAGGUCUAUCCAUAGGAUCAAUUAGUGUUCGAGAAAGGCUCAGCCGCACAAAGGUUCUCAUUGUUCUUGAUGAUGUGAGUAGUUCAAUGCAAAUGGAACGUUUAGCUGGCAGUGGUCUCCGGUUUGGCACUGGAAGUAGAAUCAUUAUCACAACUAGAGAUAGGGGCACAUUUGGGAAAACUGUUGAAGAGGAUAAUAUCUACGAGAUUGAGGGAUUACAACCGGAUGAUGAUCUUCAGCUCUUUUGUUCGCGUGCUUUCAAGGAUAACAGUACUUGUAGAAUAGAUUAUAAGGAGUUGGUAGAAAAGGCGGUGGCUUAUGCCAAAGGCGUUCCUUUAGCUCUUACAGUCCUGGGGUCCUUGUUCUUCAAUUGCAAGAGCAAAGAAGAAUGGGAAGAUGAAUUCAACAAAUUGAAACGAUUUCCCAGCAAAGAUAUCCAGAAGGUGUUGAGAAUAAGUUAUGAUGGAUUGGGAGACAAUGAGAAGGAUAUUUUUCUGGAUAUAGCAUGUUUUCAUAAAGGGAAGUCUGUGGUUGAGGUAAAACGAAUGUUAGAUGUUCGUGAAUUCUUUGCGACAUCUGGAAUUAGAAUUCUCAUUGAGAUGUCUCUCAUAUCAAUUGUUUCACAAUGGGGAAAGGAAACCAUAGAGAUGCACGAUUUGCUACAAGAAAUGGGAAGGAAAAUUGUUCAACAACAAGAUAUUAAAGAUCCCGGUAAACGGAGUAGGUUGUUCAAUGUUGAGGAUGUCAAUCGUGUAUUGAGGAGUAACAAGGAAAUUCCAAUUGUUGAAGCCAUACAGGUUAAUUGGUGUGAUCUUCAAGAGCGACCAUUAGAACGUGCAGACUUCAAAAAGAUGUCUAACCUAAUAAUGCUAAUUGUGGAUUCUGGAAAAUUUUACCACAAACUCACCACUUCUCUAGACCUUCCCGAUUCUCUUCGUUAUCUUAAGUGGCGGGGAUAUCCACUGGAAUCUUUGCCGUCAAAUUUUUGUUCAAAAAAUCUAGUUGAGCUUCAUAUGCAAGCUAGUGAAGUUAAGAAGCUUUGGAAAGAAGAGCAGAUACUUCUCAACUUACAAGUGAUAAAUCUCCAGGGCUGUGAAAGUUUGGUUGAAAUUCCUUCGUAUUUUCAACAUCUCGACAAGCUUACUCAUCUUGAUCUUGAAUGUUGCCGGAGUCUCAAGUAUCUUCCAAAGAUGCCAGGAAAUAUUCAAUACUUAAAUUUAGAUCGCAGUGGUAUAAAGGAGUUGCCUGAAUCAGUUUGGUCUAACAAAAAUAUUUCUUGCUUGAAUUUAAAUCAAUGCGUCUUUAUGAAAUUUCCAAGCAACUGCUGUAAGUUUAAAAAUAUCGAGAUACUCAAUCUCAGUGGUUGCUCUAAAUUUGAAAACUUUCCAGAGAUUUUGGAGCUGGAACAUUUGAAAUCCUUAAGUUUAAGCCAAACAGUAGUUACAGAGCUACCCUUAUCAAUCUGUGAGUUGAAAUAUCUUGAGAGACUUGAUCUCUACGGGUGCUCUAUAUUUUCCAAAUUCCCUGAAAUCUUGAAGCCAAUGGAACAUUUGAAGUCCUUAAUUUUAAGCCAAACAGCAGUUACAGAGCUACCCUCAUCAAUCUGUGAGUUGAAAUAUCUUAAGAGACUUGAUCUCUACGGGUGCUCUAGAUUUUCCAAAUUCCCUGAAAUCUUGAAGCCAAUGGAACAUUUGAAGUCCUUAAGUUUAGGCCAAACAGCAGUUACAGAGCUACCCUCAUCAAUCUGUGAGUUGAAAUAUCUUGAGAGUCUUGAUCUCCACGGGUGCUCUAGAUUUUCCAAAUUCCCUGAAAUCUUGAAGCCAAUGGAACAUUUGAAGUCCUUAAGUUUAGGCCAAACAGCAGUUACAGAGCUACCCUCAUCAAUCUGUGAGUUGAAAUAUCUGAAGUCCUUAAGUUUAAGCGAAACAGCAGUUACAGAGCUACCCUCAUCAAUCUGUGAGUUGAAAUAUCUUGAGAGUCUUGGUCUCUGCGGGUGCUCUAGAUUUGGAUUUUCCAAAUUCCCUGAAAUCUUGAAGUCAAUGGAACAUUUGAAGUCCUUAAGUUUAAGCCACACAGCAGUUACAGAGUUACCCUCAUCAAUUUGUGAGUUGAAAUAUCUUGUGAGCCUUCGUCUCAGCAAUUGCUCUAGAUUUUCCAAAUUCCCUGAAAUCUUGAAGCCAAUGGAACAUUUGGUGUCUCUUUGUUUGGAAUACACAGCUGUCGAAAUGCUUCCUUCGUCUAUUGGGAAUCUAAAUGGGCUUCAAGAUUUAAACCUUAGAUGCUGCUAUCUACUUAAGGAUGUCCCAACAAGUAUCUACAGUUUAACCAAUCUUAAAUGUCUCGACUUUCAUCGGUGUUUGAGACUUGAAAAAUUGCCUUCCAGCUCUGUCGGUUUUCUCUCUUUAAAAGAACUAGAACUCAGCUUCAGCGGUAUAUUGGAAAUACCAGCAAGCAUCAAACAAGCUUCUCGGUUGUCUAUACUCGACUUAAACUACUGCAAGCGGCUUCAAUCUAUACCAGAGCUCCCAGUGCUAUGCAAUGUUAAAGCUUCAAACUGCAAGUCGCUGAAGAAAGUGUCAAGUUCAAGGACAGCACUCACACAAGGUUGGGAUAAACCUCAUUAUUGUUUCAGAUUGUUUCUUCAUUGCCCAAGAUUGAAUAAUAAUUCAAGGAGCAACAUAAUGGAUGAAGCACAGAUUACAGUUAUGCGAAUGGCAACUGUUGCGCCAUUAAAGGACCAUCGCUGGCUUCCUAAUCCCUGGCCUCAGAUUACCAUUGCAUGUCCAGGAAAAGAAACUCCAAAUUGGUUCAGCUAUCAAAAUGAGGGAUCUUCAAUAGACAUCGAGCUUUGUCCAGAUUGGUUUCGAACAGGUUUAUUUGGUUUCGCUCUCUCUGUUGUUCUUUCUGGGGUUUCAGAGGUGCGGUGGUAUGACUUUAGGAUGGUAAGAGCUAAUUUCAUUGUCAAAUUCAUGGGUGAAAGCCAUGAACUGUUCAGUUCUGAGUACAUUAUCCCAGAGGACUGCAACGACGACUGCUGUGACGGCCAACAUCACGUGCUUGUGUGGAGUGAGGCCUUUAGAAGUGAAGAGGUAGGAAAACACUGCUCCCCUGAUGUUUACAAACUUGCCAGAGAGGCCUCUGUUGUCUUCUGCCCGGUGGAUUCUGCUUCCCCUAAGAAGGUGGAAAGCUGUGGUAUAUGCCCAUUGUAUGCGGAAGAUGCUGAGAAAUUCAAAUUUGGUCAUGUGUUCAUGUCGAGGGGACCAAAAGUAGGAGAAGAAACAAGACAAGAUGAUCAUUCCAAAGGUGGUGGAUCAGGAGAUGAGCCUCAAGUUAGUGGAUUUUCCAUAUUCCCUGAAAUCUUGAUGCCAAUGGAACAUUUGGUGUCUCUUUGUUUGGAAUACACAGCUGUCGAAAUGCUUCCUUCGUCUAUUGGGAAUCUAAAUGGGCUUCAAGAUUUAAACCUUAGACGCUGCUAUCUACUUAAGGAUGUCCCAACAAGUAUCUACAGUUUAACCAAUCUUAAACGUCUCAACUUUAAUGAGUGUGGGAGACUUGAAAAAUUGCCUUCCAGCUCUGUUGGUUUUAUCUCUUUAGAAGAACUAGAUCUCAGCAAGAGCGGUAUAUUGGAAAUACCAGCAAGCAUCAAACAAGCUUCUCGGUUGUCUAUACUCAACUUAAAGGGCUGCAAGCGGCUUCAAUCUAUACCAGAGCUCCCAGUGCUAUGCAAUGUUAAAGCUUCAAACUGCAAGUCGCUGAAGAUAGUGUCAAGUUCAAGGACAGCACUCGCACAAGGUUGGGAUAAACCUAAAAAUUGUUUCAAAGUUUUUAGUAAUUGCCCAAAAUUGGAUAAUAAUUCAAGGAGCAACAUAAUGGAUGAAGCACAGAUUACAAUUAUGCGAAUGGCAACUGUUGCGCCAUUUAAGUACAUUAGCUGGUUUCGUGAACCCUGGAUUCAUAAUCCCUGGCCUCAGAUUAACACUGUAUGUCCAGGAAAAGAAAUUCCAAAUUGGUUCAGCUAUCAAAAUGAGGGAUCUUCAGUAGACAUCGAGCUUUGUCCAGAUUGGUUUCGAACAGGUUUAUUUGGUUUCGCUCUCUCUCUUGUUCUUUCUGGGGUAUCAGGGCGGCGGCAUGACUGGAGGGUAAGAGCUAAUUUCAUUGUCAAAUUCAUGGGUGAAAGCCAUGAACUGUUCAGUUUUAAGUACAUUAUCCCAGGCAUAAGCUACGACCACAGUGUUGACCAACAUCACGUGCACGUGUGGAAUGAGGGCUUUAGAAGUGAAGCGGUAGGAAAAAACUGCUCCCCUGAUGUUUACAAACUUGCCAAAGAGGCCUCUGUUGUCUUCUUCUGCCCUGUGGGUUUUGAAGAUUCUGAAGAUUCUGAAGAUUCUGAAGCCGGCAAUACUUUUGUUUUACGUAUAACGGUGGAAAGGUGUGGUAUAUGCCCAUUGUAUGCGGAAGAUGCUGAGAAAUUCAAUUUUGGUCAUGAGUUCAUGUCGAGGGGACCAAAAGUAGGAGAAGAAACAAGACAAGAUGAUUUUGAGUCCAAUGGAACAAUUGGUUUAUAUGGGCAGCAUACAGCCAAGAAGCCAAAGAUAUUAAAGCAAUCUCUAGAUACUACUUCUGGAGGUCCAUGGUCCCAUUCUGAAGAUCAGGCACUUGUUGUUCUUGUACAUGAUAUGGGCCCAAAUUGGGAACUCAUAAGUGAUGCAAUCAACAGCACACUGCACUUGAAGUGUAUUUUUCGCAAGCCUAAAGAGUGCAAGGAGCGUCACAAAAUAUUAAUGGAUAUGAAUUCUGGUGAUGGGGCUGAUAGUGCUGAAGAUUCGGGAUCUUCUCAGCCUUAUCCUUCUCCAUUACCGGGCAUUCCGAAGGGCAGUGCCAGGCAAUCAUUUCAACGCUUGCAAGAGCCCACGGAAGAGGAUGUUCUCAAGUCACGUUUUGAGAAACUAAUUAAGAUUGUUCAGAAGCAUCAUUAUCGGAGGAGUCAGGUUAGUGAAAAUGAGCAUAGAGUUGCUGAGCACACAGUGCAGAUCUUGCAGUGGCCCAAUUUUGAUUGAUAUUGUUGUCAAUGUUUCUGUAGCUAGACCAUCCUUAUGAUCACAAAUAUUAGACCUUCCUACUUACGAAAAAUCAUUUUUCAGUGAUUAAUGCUGGACCUUACGGUUAUUACAUGCUACAGUUGAGAUGCCAAUCCUUUUAGUUCUGUGAUCUGACCAGUUUUUUUUUAAUAUUGUCAUCCAGUAAAACUGACGAUUUUGAUUCAUAGGAUUUUAAAGGUUUUUGUAAAUUGUAAUAUUGAGCUCUACCUUAACACCUUAAACCCAAAAGUGUUGUCAAUUUUGUGUUGGUAAUCCUAGUUGGAAUUAAAUGGAUCGCCGACCUAACUCCAAAUACAUGUGAGAUAAAGGUCGUUCAGUUCAUCUGAAAUAAAUUAUUGCUUAGAUGCU
Messenger RNA from Malus domestica (apple), 7039 nucleotides. The record is from RefSeq and is a predicted model, not a curated record. Lineage: Eukaryota; Viridiplantae; Streptophyta; Magnoliopsida; Rosales; Rosaceae.